GGAAAGUUACAGUUAAAGCGCCAUAAGGGAGAAAUACCUAAAUGGAAUUCUUCACGGGAUUUAGCCUUCUGCUGAGUAAUAGCCUCAUUUCAUUUUCCAGUUGUUGUAUAUUCAAGCUCCAAACCCUGUGGUCAUGGGGAAAAAAACUGCUAGAUUCCACUUACUGUUCUAUACUGUCUCUUUCUUUUCUUUUUCUUUUUUAUUUUUUUAAAGAUUUUAUUUAUUUAUUUAACAGAGAGAGAAAGCAGGUGGAGCGGCAGGCAGAGGGAGAAGCAGGCUCCCCGCAGAGUGGGGAGCCCUAUGCACGACUCGAUCCCAGGACGCCGGGAUCACCAAAGGCAGACGAUCAACUGACUGAGCCACCCAGGCCAGCAUAAUAUAUUCUGUCCCAGAAAUCCAUCUGCAAGAAUUCUCGUAAGGAAGGGGUUCAUUUUUUUGACUGAUUAACGGAACCUCGGGGGACACACACAAGUCUGAUUCUGAGCAGUUUACAGCACUAGGGAUCUGAACAGCCCGAAACCAGGAUGAGCAGCAGGAGCGAACUGGGCACAUGGUUGCAAACCAAGAGCUUGGAAAAGAGGGCGUGCUCUUCAGAGAAACUGUAGAUGUCACAGGCUUCAAGAGGAAGGCAUCAGAGUCACAGCCAGUGGACAUGUCCCACGAUGAAUUUUGGACUAUACACCAGGGGCUGCAGGAACAACUGAGCUGGAAUUCUCGUAAGGAAACUGAGCCUGUAUGUGAGACAGCUAUGCCUGUUCACCAGAUCCUAGCCUUUUCUGAGAAAACAAAUACCAAAGACUGGACAAUGGCACCUGAGCUCCUCUUGCCUAAGUCCCAGAGCUUGUUGACAUUUGAAGAAGUGGCCAUGUAUUUUUCCCAGGAAGAAUGGGAAUUACUGGAUCCCACUCAGAAGGCUCUCUACAAUGAUGUAAUGCGGGAAAACUAUGAGACUAUCAUCUCUCUAGCUGUGCCUGUUCACCAGAUCCUAGCCUUUUCUGAGAAGACAAACACCAAAGACUGGACAGUGGCACCUGAGUUCGUCUUGCCUGAGUCCCAGAGCUUGUUGACAUUUGAGGAAGUGGCCAUGUAUUUUUCCCAGGAAGAAUGGGAGUUACUGGAUCCCACUCAGGAGGCCCUCUACAAUGAUGUAAUGCGGGAAAACUGUGAGACUGUCAUCUCUCUAGCAUUAUUUGUGCUCCCCAAACCUAAAGUGAUCUCCUAUCUAGAGCAAGGGGAAGAGCCAUGGAUUCAAGGGCCCUUGGAGUUCAAGAACAGCCCUGGAGGGCUGCCUACAGGGUUAAAGGUCAAAACUGACACUGAAAACCAUCAGCCUGUGUGUCUUUCUGACUUAGAAAUACAAGCACCAGGAGACAUAGUAUCAAAAAAGACCCGAGUGAAAGUUCCCCAGAAAACAACAGGCAAAGAAAAUCAUGGUGAAUCACACAGGACGGGGAAGUGGCAUCAAGAGUUUCCAGUUAAUCAAACAAAGGAACUUUCAAUCUGGGAAGAAGAGCUGCAGAGACUUAUGGAUCUUCACAAGAAAGCUCGUGCAGUAGAGAAGCCUUUUACAUGCCAGGAGUGCAGGAAAAACUUCAGACUUACCUCUGAUCUUACUAAACACAAAAAAAUUCACACAGAAGUGAAGCCGUAUAAGUGUCAACAUUGUGGUAAGAGCUUUAGAGGGAAAUCAGAUCUUAAUAAGCACAUAACAAUACACCAAGGAAUAAAACCCUAUAAAUGCUCCUGGUGUGGGAAAAGCUUCAGUCAAAAUUCAAAUCUCCGUACACACCAAAGAACUCACACUGGAGAGAAACCCUUUAUGUGUUAUGUAUGUGGAAAGAAAUUCAGUCAGAAUUCCCACCUUAGUAAACACCGGAGAACCCACAUGUAGCAUAGGCAUGAGAAACUUUAGCAGGCAGUCCAGCCUUCUUAAAAACAGAAACGCCACCACUGAACAGAAGCCUAUCCAGUGUCCUGAGUCUGAAGAAAUUCACCAAGUAGAGCUUAACCCUCACGUUUAUGAAAAAUACAAAAUUAUGAAGCAUGAAUAAUUCAUCAAUGGAAAAUUUGGGGAUAUAAACAUGUUUCUCAGAAAGGAAUCAAGGUUGACUCUGCAGAGGGUGCAUUAGUUCUGAACUAAUUACAAUAUUACUAAUAAAACUUCAGGGAAUUCCUAACAAGAAAGGUGUUCAAAGAACAUUCUGAGUAGAGAAUAUACUAUUUCAUGAUUAUGCUUGGCAAUUAGCAAAUUCAGCUUCAAAUAGCAAAUACAUCCAUGAAUUAAUCAGUCUUCUGUGAUCAUCAUGUUGUUGGUUUUACAUUGAUCUUCCAGCCACUUUAAACAUGAUCGAAACAUUUGUAGCAUGGUCUUCCAAAACAAGAAAGAAUAAUCUGCAUGUUUAAUUGGAUACCAUUGCCUUCAGGAUAGCAGGCUUACCAAUUUCAAGAGCCCUGUGACACAAAAAUGAGGUCUGUUAAGUUUUCCAAGAACCAAAUUGGAUUUUCUUCCUCUCCUUUGUCAUUGGACACUGUUCCCCAAGUUGGAUAUCAUUUGAGUUCAUUCUUGAACAUUUUAGCUCUUGAUUCCUUUUAGCACCAUUUUUACUGUGAUGAAAUGCUGUUUACUUCACCAUUAGAGAAUCUGCAAGAAGUAACUGUAGUAACUUACACCUCUCAUUGGUGGUGUUCGAUAGAGGAAAACAUCAAGAUCAUAUGGAAACGGGUUGGAAUUUUUAGCCAUGGAUUAUGUAUUACAUGUAAAGAAGAUUGUCUGCAAUAAAAGAAACGACAUUUUCUCCCCUCAGUGUCAACCAUAAAUAUUAGCACUUUCCUGGGACCUAAACGGAUAUUUAUGGAAGUUCAAGAUCAAAUCAGGUUUUUGUUUGCUGGCUUUUUAAUUUGGCUUUCGUUUAUAAGAACAAAGAGGGUUGUUUCAAAACUGGAGUGUGUGCUGCAGGCAGGAUGUGGUUCACUGGGUGUGGCAGAAGAUUGGGUUCCCAAGAGGAAAGGUUUGGGAACUGAUGUUGACUGGUGGACAAGGAUGGGUGAAUCUGCAUUCAUGUUGGUUGUGUUACACUGCAAACUAUUAUUAAGCAGGCAGGGUCUGCCUAUCUCUGUUUUGUACGCAGCAUUUAACAACAACCUUAGCUGAUAAAUGAUAUAGAUGGCUGAACAUCUCUCCAGGCUGUGGAUCUUCUUAGAACUCCUACCUACAGCAGGGACAUGUGUUCCUGUUAGAGCUUUUAGGUUGUAUCAAGAAGGGGGUCGAAGGGGGUUAAAUGAUUUCUCCCAAAUACCUUAUAAACAAUGAAGUUAAGGCUCAGAUACGGGACUUGUUCAAGACCCUAUUGCUAGUGGGUCCGGUCCGUUGGCUGCCAGCUAGCUGCAUCAGGGAGGUCUGAAGGCAGGGUUAGCAGGAUGUGUACGUUAUCCCUGCAGGACCAGGCUGAAUGACAUUGUGUUGUAUCUACUUCUAACUUAAAAACGUUCUUGUGGCUUGAUGGGUUCCCAAAACACUUAGGUCUCCAUGUGUUCUGUGAAAGAGAGAAAACUAUUUUAACUCACGGUUAUUCUAGGGACUAGAGGGAUUGGUGAAUGAAAAGCACCUCACAGCCUGGCCAGUGGUAGAUGCUCAGUCAGUGUGCAUUUGCUUCCCUUUCCCCUGUUCCCCAGUGAUGUGCUGGGCAGACUGACUGCAGUAAGGAAGCAGUUGUGUUUAUGGCUAUUUUCAGCUCCUUUCAGGAGUUGUGCACUGCUGGUGGUGAUGUUGCUCAGUUGAUUUGGUCCUUGGCCUCAGUACUUUAUGGUGUAAGUCACCUGAGCUGUGGAUCUGGUGCUUUCAGCAGGAUUUUGUUUUCCUCCCCAAGAUGAACAAUACCAAGUAUUACUUCUUAGGCAGAGCCAACUUUAAAAGCUUUCGUCUGCAUAGCUUUUACCCAUCACCCUCAUCCUUAGGCUUCGGGUACUCUGUCUCAUCCCAGGAUACAUGCGGACAACUUCCUGGUGCUACAUUCAUUCAAUUUCAUGGGGGCCUCUUACGUGCCCAGGAGCUGUUUCGUCUAGACUGAGAAUAUAGUGGUGAAUAAAAGAGCUAAAGAUAGACCCUCACAGGACUUACAGUCUAGUGAAGAGUAUAAAGAAGACUGGUUAUAGUUUUCUGCUUGCAGUUUAGGGUCUCAUGAGAUAGUUGAAGGUAAUGGGUUGUGAGCAGAAGCCCCACUUCUGGGCUGAAGCCUUUGUUUGUGCAGGACUCUGUGGUGUCCUUCCUGCCUCAGUCAUGAAAGUCCGCAGAAACUGGGGCCACAAGGUCAAAGUAGUCUGGAAUGCUGAGCCCUCCUCCCCACCUCCCCCCUCCAUGGAGAGCAGUUGUCCUGGAAAGUCCCCCAAACCUGUGAUGGACUUUAUGGGAAUGAGAAAUAAACUUCUGUUAAACUAUUGA
This is a messenger RNA of Mirounga angustirostris (Northern elephant seal), 4438 nucleotides long. Its product is annotated as zinc finger protein 75A-like. The record is from RefSeq and is a predicted model, not a curated record. The transcript has 9 exons. Bases 551 to 1891 code for a protein of 446 amino acids. Lineage: Eukaryota; Metazoa; Chordata; Mammalia; Carnivora; Phocidae. Gene Ontology annotation, biological process: regulation of DNA-templated transcription.